Coccidioides immitis RS is the source of this 3861-nucleotide messenger RNA. Its product is annotated as calcium/proton exchanger. Gene Ontology annotation, molecular function: calcium:proton antiporter activity. NCBI's taxonomy places the organism in Eukaryota, Fungi, Ascomycota, Eurotiomycetes, Onygenales, Onygenaceae. The record is from RefSeq and is a predicted model, not a curated record. The transcript has 6 exons. Gene Ontology annotation, biological process: intracellular calcium ion homeostasis; calcium ion transmembrane transport. Gene Ontology annotation, cellular component: endomembrane system; membrane. Bases 296 to 3583 code for a protein of 1095 amino acids.
GGGAGGUUUUACUGAAGGAUUGCACCAUGCAUCCAUGACGGAUUCCUUUUGUGGGUAAACCAAGAAACUGUUUGUGCAACAGACCCCAAGACUGCCGGUUACGCUGUCUGGCGUCUAUAAACACUUCGGUUUCGGCGUCUCCUCGACAACCCUGCCCACUGAGAGCCGCAGUUUAGCUACCAUUGCCGGGCGUCUAUCCACUCAGCUGGACUCGUUUCUCUUCAAUGUUGAAGAAUUAGUUGAGAUCUUCUGUUACCGCCUCUGAUAUGCACAACUUGAAGCUUGCGGCGAGACCAUGGCUUCCCACAAUGGUGACAGUGACGCAUUGCGCGAGAUUUCUGGUUCCUCUUCAGCAUCCCCCACCGAAAGAUAUAUCAGCGAAGGUCGUGGCAGCUCAUCGGGAGAGGCGAGCAUACCACGCCCAGGACCGUCCUAUGGUACCAUUGACCGGUCCCCAUUGGCUGUACCGUUAGAAAGCGGGCCGGAGUAUCAAAGCUUUCAAGCGUCAUCAAGCGUCCCUGACUUCUUGCGAGGUCCAGGACUUGACCCUCAAAAUCCCGAACGAACACCUAGAAAACCCCCCACAGUGCGACGUGCGUCGUCUAAACCCUACAGAGGUCAAGAAUUUUCAGUUGAUGACGACGUCUCCGAAUAUGAAGAAGAUAACGCCUUACGGAAAGCAUCUUCAAGGACUCCAGCCAGGCCGUAUGGAACAUUAAGGAGGAGGCUCAACCCGCAGUCACCUGUCAUGCAGCAAGUCGAGUCCGGAGAUGAGGACCAAGCGAACAAUCAGGAUGACAGAGAUGAUUCAGGAUCGCCCGAAAACAACGGCGGUGAUGACAAUGGUGAAGAAGACGAGGGAAGUACUAGUGAUGCCGAAAGCUUUACUCUCAAAGAUCGUCAGCAGGCAAUUAACCAAACCCACCCAUUUGGCAUUAGAAUCUGGAAGCCUGCUCUAUAUAAGAAAUUCCGCUCUGUUCAGAGAACUGCCGAAGGAGACAUCCAUUCUGCGCCUGGAGAAGGGGUAAAUAACUUGCUUUUUAUUGUCAACCUCUUGUGGACAAUUCUUUUCGGGUGGUGGCUAGCUCUAGUUGCCUUGCUUGGCGCGUGCGCCUGCUUUUUGGUAGGUUUUAUGCCCGACGCGGCCGCAUAUGGGAAAGUAUUCUUUGGCCUUUCGGGGUACCUAGUGUACCCUUUCGGGUCUUUUGUCCGUCUUCAGUCCGAUGAAAACUAUGCUGAGGAAGAUGAAGGUGAAGGCCGAAGCAUCAGUGAGUACGAACAGUGGCAAAGUGGGGAUCUAGAACACGGCAGGCUGUUUUUUGGUCCAGUGGGCCGUCGGUCACUAGUUGGUCGCCGAAGAAAUAGCCUGGACUCCUCAGGAGAAUAUGAGAGUCUCCUUGGUCGUCCAGGAAGAGGCCAGCGAUCCGACAGUCCAACUCAUAAGAACAAAAGACGUUUCUUCGGCCGAGGGGAAUGGACCUUGGGAAGAGCCAUAUUCUACAGUUUCUUUUAUUUGCUUGUUGGACCCCUAAUGCUCGUCGUGUCACUCACAUGCUGGAUGCUGGUUUUCUGGAUACCAAUGGGCCGUGUAAUGAUUAUCCUACUGCACCAUCUGCGUCGACAUCCUCUGGCCGUCUCAUUCCACUUGGACAGUACAUACACGAGAUCCCCUACGCACCCACCCUCGUCCAUUCUUCUCUGCACAUAUCGAGCUGCCGGGCUCAAAUACUGGAAAUAUACAGUUGACGGGACGAACAUAUUUUUCAUCAACCUGCUAGGGGUUGUCGUUUUUUCCAUUCUGGAUUAUUGGCUCCUCCACCGGACUCUUCAAAUCGAGGCGUGGGUUACCAACACUGGCCUGAUAUUCAUGCUCGCGCUUCUUUCUAUUAUUCCCUUGGCAUACUUUAUCGGACAGGCCGUAGCAUCGAUUUCUGCCCAGUCAUCAAUGGGUCUUGGUGCGGCUGUAAAUGCCUUCUUCUCAACCGUUGUGGAGGUGUAUCUUUACUGUGUUGCUCUCACCGAAGGAAAAGCCCGGCUUGUGGAAGGUAGCAUUGUCGGCAGCAUCUUCGCCGGAAUUCUCUUUCUCCCAGGACUGUCCAUGUGUUUUGGGGCCAUCAAACGCAAAACUCAGCGAUUUAAUGUCAAAUCAGCUGGUGUUACCUCAACGAUGCUUUUGUUUGCUACUGUUGCUGCAUUUGGUCCGACAUUAUUCUAUCAGAUAUAUGGAAGUCAUGAACUCUACUGCCAUCCAUGCUCAUCACCACGUCUACCAAGUGACAAAGACUGUCGUCGAUGUUAUUUCUCUGAACUCCCUUCCUUUAAGAAUAAGUUCUUCAUCCAAGCAGUGCAACCUUAUUCUUGGUUUGCUGCUACAUUGUUAUUCCUCUGCUAUGUCAUUGGUCUUUGGUUUACCCUGCGCACACAUGCUGCAGUAAUUUGGUCUACUGAACUUGAUGAAAAAAAGGUAUCUCCUCCGCAAGAGCCUCCAGGGGCUCCCCAAAAAACACAUGGUGCUGUUAAUGGCCGACAGCCGCCUCAAGGACACAACACCAAGGGGUCUGUUCGAGACUCCCAGCUCUAUGCUCGCAUCCUGGGACAAUCCCUAAAACAAGUCGGCCUAUCACCCAAGGACGAUGAUGAAGGACUACAGCAACCCAAACAGCAGCCAGCUAGUGAUGGACAAGCCUCUCUUCCUCAUGUCGUACCCCCAAAGAGCAACGAACCCCACUCUCUUAAUCUGAGAUUACCAGGGCUAUCUGAGGAGCAGAAUGAAGUCUUCGUUCGCCAAGUUACCGAAGUAGCAGCGACAGCUGCAACCUUCGCCGCUCGUGAUGCAUCUCGACACCCAAGGAAGGCCUCGGUUACUGCUCAUACUUCCGGACCACAUGGACAUAAGCCCGUUGUUGGCCAGCCUGGCAGUGCCCCUGAAGAUAUCAAUGAAGCUGCAGUUUUCCAUGAGCCACAUCCACCAACCGGUGGGCACGAUGCGCCCAACUGGAGCAAAUUGAAAAGCUCCGUUAUACUUCUCAGUGCUACACUAUUAUAUGCAAUUAUAGCAGAAAUCCUUGUCAAUACGGUUGAUGUGGUUCUUGAAAGCGUUGAUGUAGAUGAAAAGUUCCUUGGGAUUACGCUCUUUUCACUCAUUCCCAACACAACGGAAUUUUUGAACGCUAUUUCUUUCGCUAUGAAUGGCAAUAUCGCUCUCUCAAUGGAAAUCGGCUCCGCAUACGCCCUUCAAGUCUGCCUUUUACAGAUCCCCGCUCUCGUCUUAUUCAGCGCUAUCCACACCCGAUUCUAUGUUGAUCCGUCUGAGCUCCUCAGCCAUAGUUUUAAUCUAAUUUUCCCGCAAUGGGACAUGAUUACCGUGAUUCUUUGCGUUUUCCUGCUUUCGUAUGUUUACGGCGAAGGAAAAAGCAAUUAUUUCAAAGGCUCUAUUUUACUGCUUACGUAUCUGUUUGUAAUUAUGGGGUUCUUCUUGACAAGGUAUAAUACCAUGGAAGCCAACGGUGUUGAUCGGUUCGAUACCUUGGCUUUGGGGAGAGGGGCUGUACUACUUACCUCUCCGGGAAGUAAAGGAAUGUGAGCUUUGCGUAUCACAGAGGGCAAGCGGAUGAUAUGAUGGUGACAUUGGUGAGGAUAAGUUGUGUAGGGUGAACGUCUUGCUGCGGCGUGCUGACCGAGGCACUCUGUAUAUCUUUUGAGAAGGUUACCUUAAGACAAGGUGAUGCACAUGACCUUUUUUUUUUUUUUUUGGUGGGGGGGUUUACUAUGGUCAUAUCCAAAGGGGCUUGUUCUGUAUGAUAGCUAAUUUUUACUUUUAAGAGUCCGGUCUCAACAAAGACUUUUGGCGUUCAUUUUCUA